AUGGUUCUGAGUUCUAGGUCUUCCCGGACCAUCCCAAUUUGGUUCGGUCUUCCCGAACCAUUCCAAACCCUCAUCGACUUCGACUUCGACAACGUCGGUCUCAACGUCAAAUUAUUGUCUUCAGGAUUUGCACUUUUAGUUAAUCAGGCUACCUUCAGCCCUGUUGAAGCUAUGAUCUUCCAGCGGCUUUUCACUUUCGGAUAUGUUUGUUCUGGGAUUUGCACAUGUUGUCUCCUUGCUCCGUGCACAGAUUUAAAACAAGGUCCUGACAACGAAAUUGUGAGUUGUCUCCUUGAAAUGUCUGAGGAUUCGUGUGCUCUCAAUACUGAUGGCUCCCUCAAGGAUGCCUCCGAUAUUAUAUUCUACAACGAUCCAAACGAUAGUGUACCACUGCCACAGGUUCCAUCCUCAACUCAACCUACUGCAAAAGACGCCUUCUCUGUGUUGCUCCAGGCUGGACACACACCAGCGCUAGUAACGGCUGGUUCACGGCAUUCCACCCGCACCUCAAAGCCCUCUGCUCAUGUUCGGGAUGCUGACAAUGCAUGUGCCCAGCCUUCAUCUUCAAGCACUGCAUCAAGAAAGUGUGCAUUAUCCAGUGCAACCAAUCCUCCGGCGCCCAAAAAAGCUGUCAUGCGGUUUCUGUCUCCUCUGGACUCUGAUGAAGAUGUACCUUCUUCUCCCCCUAAUCCAGCCCCAGAAGAAUCAUCCUGUGACGAGCUCAUCCCUCAACUGGACGACGAGGAUCACGACGAUGAAAUAAAAUCUGGGAAUGAAGAUGCCACUCAGAUGCUUUCCAAACAUGAACGUACAGCGGAUGUUUGUACCAUAUUUACUUGCACUUCUGAUGGGUGGGUUUGCAACUUAUGCAAGGCUACUGGUGAACCGAUCUCAAAGCAUACCUUUCGUGGUGGAACUUCGACAUUGCGGACUCACAUUGUCCGCAAUAAACGGACACAUUUUCAGGUGUACCAUCAGCGCUGUGAGGCUGCAGGCAUUACGAUGCACCCUCGCGCGAUUCCACCUGGAGAAGACCUUGCCAUGACCCAAACAACUCUUGAUUCCAGUCUUAUUUCGAAACCACCGGUGUUCACCAAGGAAGGGCUACUUGAAUAUGUCAUGGAGCUUAUCGUGACAGAAGACAAGUGUUUCGACAUUUAUUACAGUACAGGACUGCAUGUCACAACAGCCAUGUCAACAACAAAACCUUCGAAUCAGUACGGUGAGUCCUGGAUGCGUGAUGCGAUCAUGGCGCGUCAAGCCGCUGACCAUCACGCAUACAACCCUCAUCAAGAGCUCUCCGCAUACCUCACUUCACCAUUGGAGGAAACAGACAACGUUGUAGCGUGGUGGGGUUACACUCACUGCAAUACCCAACCUUAG
Molecule: messenger RNA, 1383 nt
Organism: Suillus fuscotomentosus
Lineage: Eukaryota; Fungi; Basidiomycota; Agaricomycetes; Boletales; Suillaceae
Exons: 6
Coding region: 1-1383 (460 amino acids)
Source: RefSeq, a predicted model, not a curated record